GGGAGGCGGUGGCGGCGGGAGGCCUGCUCUCUCUGUGGCGCUGCUAUUGCUGCGGCGUAGGGCGGUCGCGGUUGUUGUCCCUCGUCGCGCCGAGAAGGGGCCAAGGGAAGAUGAAUGAGGCGGAAGGCCUGCGGCAGCGCCGCCCUCUGCGCCCGCAAGUGGUCACCGAGGACAACACUGCGCAGGAGAGCAAAAGCGGCAGUACUUACAGCAACAAAGUGUUCCGUGUGACUUUUAUGACUCUAGCUGUAUCACUAAUUAUUCCUUUAUUUGGAGCAAUACUUCUUCUGGAUUGUCCAAUUGAGCCUCAGCCUAUUAGCUUCAAAGAACCCCCUGUUCUCACUGGCCCAUUAGAACCAAACUUCAAACUCCGACAAGCAGAAAGGCUAUUUGAAAAUCAACUCGUUGGUCCAGAGUCAAUUGCAAAUAUUGGCGAAAUACUGUUCACUGGUACUGCUGAUGGAAAAAUUCUGAAGAUUGAAAAUGGGGAAAUACACACAUUAGCCCGACUUGGCCAUGGUCCUUGUAGUAGCAGAGAAGAUGAGCCUGCAUGUGGGAGACCUCUUGGAAUCCGUGUAGGACCAAAGAAUACACUUUUUGUGGCAGACGCUUACUAUGGACUCUUUGAAAUUAAUCCUGUCUCAGGUGCAGUGAUACCGCUUGUGUCUUCAAAGACUCCAAUUGAGGGGAAGAACAUGUCUUUUGUGAAUGACCUUACACUGACUCGGGAUGGCAGGAAAAUCUACUUUACUGACUCUAGUAGUAAAUGGCACAGAAAAGACUACUCCUUAUUAAUUAUGGAGGCUUCAGAUGAUGGACGGUUACUUGAAUAUGACACAGUAACCAAGGAAGUGAAAGUCUUGAUGGGAGGACUCAGAUUUGCAAAUGGAGUGCAGCUUUCACCUUCUGAAGACUUUGUGUUGGUGGCUGAAACAACCAUGGCAAGGAUACGAAGAUAUUACGUGUCUGGCCUAAUGAAAGGUGGAGAAGAUAUGUUUGUAGAAAAUAUGCCUGGCUUUCCAGACAACAUACGUUUAAGUAGCUCUGGAGGUUAUUGGGUGGCUAUGUCAGCUAUUCGAGCCAAUCCUGGAUUUUCUAUGAUGGAUUUCUUAUCUGAAAAGCCAUGGAUUAAAAGAAUAAUAUUUAAGCUGCUUAAUCAAGAAACUGUGAUAAAAUUUGUGCCGAAGUAUAGCCUUGUUGUAGAACUAAGUGAUACUGGAUCCUACAGAAGAAGCUUCCACGAUCCAAAUGGAAUGGUGGCAACGUACAUAAGUGAAGCACAUGAGCAUAAUGGACAUCUCUAUUUGGGCUCUUUCCGGUCUCCUUUUAUUUGUAGACUGAAUCUUGAGGAUGUCUAAAUCUCUCAGCCAAAAGCAAUACCACUGUUGUCUUGAAUUACUCUAGAGGGCAAAAGAGGAUUAGUGACAUUUCAGCCAAGGAAGAAGAAUGAAAGCACAGUCAAGUCAUGAGCACUGUAGCACUAUUAUGUAGCAAGGUACUGUCUGACUACUUACAUUAACUGCAUGCAAUGCCAUAAAACCGGUGGACACAAUCCACUAUUUUCAUGUGCAAUUUGCGUUUGAAUUGGUGGGCCUUCUAUGGCCUUUUUAUAUCUCUUUAAGGUAAAUGAAAAAUUGCUUCGUGAAACAUUAUUUACUAACAUCUUUUACAUGCUGCUUCCGCCAUGGAAGGAUAUUGUACAUAUAUCUACUUGUACAAACAAAAAUCCAGUGAUACCUUUAUUGGCCAACCAAAUAGCUACUUGGUCAGCUUUCAGUACUUCAGAUUAUUAUACUGGAAAUUGGUGAAAUCAGGUUGCUUGUCUUAACUAUGUUGCAUGCAUUUAUUUCCAGCUUGGGUCUUUCUAGGCAUGUUUUUAAAGCAUGCAUGUUGUAACAUCUAUGCAUUUAUAGAUGUAUUAAUAAAUUGAACUCAGUUACAAUUCCA
This is a messenger RNA of Sceloporus undulatus (fence lizard), 1947 nucleotides long. RefSeq names its product adipocyte plasma membrane associated protein (gene APMAP). The transcript is spliced from 9 exons. Gene Ontology annotation, molecular function: strictosidine synthase activity. Lineage: Eukaryota; Metazoa; Chordata; Lepidosauria; Squamata; Phrynosomatidae. The coding region runs from base 111 to 1358 and encodes 415 amino acids. The record is from RefSeq and is a predicted model, not a curated record. Gene Ontology annotation, biological process: biosynthetic process.